GCUGCCCAUUAGAAAAACAGAACUUCCUACAUUUGAAGGCACAUAUCCGAUUGGGUGGUUAGCUAGAGUGGAGCAGUACUUUGCCAUUCAUCACACCCGAGAGGAUUUGAAGGUCCCAACAGCUUUCGUUAGUAUGGAGGGGGCAGCUCUACAUUGGCUCCAAUGGCUACAACAACAACAACCCACUCUUGGACUAAAUUCACACAUGACCUUUUGGAAGAAUUUGGCGACGAAUUGCCUGGGCCACCGUUUGAACAGCUUGCCGCUCUUCGUCAAACGGGCUUGGUGGAUGAAUUCAUCGCUGCGUUUCGAGCUCGCAUUGCCCAAAUUCCUGGACUUGCUCCUCACAUUCAAUUAGGGCUUUUUCUCAAUGGCUUGAAACCUGCAAUUCGGGUGCGGCUUCGACCGAAUGAUGUGACAGAUCUCCGAACAGCGAUGCGUGUCGCUCGUGCGGCAGAACGAGAAAUUGAAUUUCUCUCCACAGGCCGGCUCCUUGGACGCAGUCUGCAAGAUGAAAAUGCAGCGCUCCAGAUAAUUCAUUCACAUAGUGGGUCUACUUGGUCUAAUGGGCAUGGGAAGAAUUCCCAAACCAAUUCUGUUUUGAAUUAUUCACAGCCCAAACCCAUUCCAACCCAGUCUCAAUUCUCUGGCAGCAAUCAAACAUCUUCCUUCUCCUCCCAAACACAACCUGCGUUUCCUGCUAUGCAGUCUUCAGUACGGAAUUCCAGCACAUCAACAUCACGAGCUCCGGCACGACAUUAUUCUAACAAAGAGUAUCUGGACAUGCGCGCCAAAGGACUUUGUUUCCGUUGUCAGCAACCGUACAGUCCGCUUCAUGUAUGCCCGAAUAAAUCCUUGCAAACUCUAAUUGCAGCAGAGGAUGACGAGGACGAAACGAGCGACGAGCCUGGUGUAACUGACCAAAUCGACACCGGACAAUAUAGGGCAGUCUUUCCAAUCUAGCCUUGGGGACAAGGCUGUUUCUUUGGUGGGUGGCAAUGAUACGCACCCAAAAUCAGGCAAAUCAGAAUAUACAAGGAAGGCUUAACUCAAGGGAUUUGACAAAAAUAAAUAGAGGCAUAAUCAUCUCAACAAUCAUCUCCUUUCUAUAAUUAUUUAUUUCCUAGCACUAUAAAUUAGAAUCUCUAGAUGAGAGUAAAUCAUCCAAUAAUCUUCCUUAGUCUUUAAGCUUUAGUAGCUAGGCAAGAGCCUAAAACUCUUGUUGGGGAAAGUCUUGUGACUUCCU
Ipomoea nil (Japanese morning glory) is the source of this 1246-nucleotide messenger RNA. RefSeq lists its product as uncharacterized. The coding region runs from base 163 to 963 and encodes 266 amino acids. The transcript is spliced from 2 exons. The record is from RefSeq and is a predicted model, not a curated record. Lineage: Eukaryota; Viridiplantae; Streptophyta; Magnoliopsida; Solanales; Convolvulaceae.